Pomacea canaliculata is the source of this 2055-nucleotide messenger RNA. Its product is annotated as endoglucanase E-4-like. Gene Ontology annotation, molecular function: hydrolase activity, hydrolyzing O-glycosyl compounds. The transcript is spliced from 11 exons. Lineage: Eukaryota; Metazoa; Mollusca; Gastropoda; Architaenioglossa; Ampullariidae. Gene Ontology annotation, biological process: carbohydrate metabolic process. The record is from RefSeq and is a predicted model, not a curated record. Bases 134 to 1612 code for a protein of 492 amino acids.
CCAUGUGAAGAUUACGUUGAAGGUGAACAUGGGUGACAUACUUCGAUAAGCUGGAUCCUUGAACAAGUCCGCUUAUAAAUAUCUUAGAGAUGUUUUAUUAAUCUAUAGGCAGCGGCGGAUUACAAAUAUCAGGAUGAUGGCGCCGAUGUUGGUGUUUGUUCUGACGGUGGUUCUCCUCCGGAUAGAACCGAUUCGAGGGUUAGAAUCUGGUGCCAGUGACACGCGGAGACGUGCACCUGAGGCCAGCUCGACCCCUGCUGGACCACCUCCAAAAAGAUACAACGAAGCCCUUCGAUUAUCAAACUUGUUUUACUACGCUCAACGAUCGGGAAAACUUCCGGCGAAUAACCCAGUUCCUUGGAGGAAGGACUCAGCGUUGCUUGACUGUGUGGUCGGAGGUUUCUACGAUGCUGGUGACCAUGUCAAGUUCGGCUUCCCCUUCGGCGCCGCCAUGACGAUGCUGCUGUGGGGGGUGGUCCGAUUCAGGGACGGGUAUGUCUACGCCGGGCAACUGGACGACGUGUACACCAUCAGCAAGUGGGGGCUGGACUACAUGGUGAACUCGUGGGAUCCCUUUCGCGAAGAGCUGGUCAUUCAGGUCGGUGACGGAGAUAUAGACCAUCAGUUUUGGGGAAGACCGGAAGACAUGACCAUGCCACGGCCUUGCCUCAAGAUCGGCGUUAAUCGCGACGGAAGUGACGUAGCAGCAGACUACGCGGCGGCUCUGGCAGCAGGAUCUAUUGUAUUCAGAGAAAAAGGAGAUGUCCAAUACGCCAGAGAACUCUUGUUGACUGCAGAGAGUAUCUAUGAUUUCGCUGUAAACAACCGAGGGCUAUACUCCAACACACUUAGCGCCGCUCAACAGCAGUACUACAGAUCGACUAACGACAAGGACGAGAUGUGCGUGGCCGGUGUCUGGCUGUUCAAGGCAACGGGUGAUGACAAGUACCUGUACCAGGCGGAGCGUGAACGCGAGAACACCACGUCCAAGGAGCUUUCCUGGGCAGAUAAGACAGCAGCUUUUGCUGCUGUACGAGGCCACAGGGAAGCACAUGUACGCGGAGGAUAUCGAAGCUUCCUGAAGGGCUGGCAGCCGGGUGGCUUUGUACAGUACACACCCUGCGGCCUGGCCUGGUCGGAACAAACCUACUGGGGAUCCAACAGACACGCAGCAAACGUCGCCUUUGCGGCAUUAGUAGCGGCUGAAGACGGUAUUGCCCCUGAGGUCAACCGGAAGUGGGCCGCGGAGCAGAUCAACUACAUACUGGGCGACAAUCCCCAUGACGGCGGUUGCUUUAGCUACGAGAUCGGCUACGGGAACAAGUACCCUCUGAGGCCCCACCACAGAGCAGCGUCCUGUCCCGACCCACCAGCUACCUGCGAUCAGCGAAACCUGAAUACAGACAAUCCAAGCCCCCACAUCCUGUACGGAGGGCUGGUGGGAGGUCCUAUCCUCAACGACGGCUACAACGACACCAGACCCGACUACGUCCACAACGAGGUGGCCCUGGACUACAACUCCGGCUUCCAGUCUGCUCUAGCCGGAUUAGCGCAACACACGUUUCUCGGUGACUUGCCAAAGACAAACAACCUAUGCCCAUGCAAUGCCUGAGAAAAGUCACAGAAAUAGAAGCAACGAGCAAGAAGUGACUGACAAUAAUUUCUCGGUGUUUUUAUUUGGGUAGGAAGGAAGGAAGGAAGGAGAAGAUAUGAAUUGUUAUUGCCUAUUUGAAUGUCUCGUUUCUACAUCUCUGUAACUGCUAUUGCCGUUGGCUCAUGUACUCUGUAAAACUGCGUGACAAGAAUUGUUUUGUCUUCGGGGAAAGGGUUAAAAACCUUAACAGGUCUGGUCUUGCAUACAGGAAAGUGCAAGAGAGAAAUAUAUUUUUUUUUGUUCAAAGGGAUAUCCGAAAAUGUCCUGGCUAAAUUUCGAUAAAUUUUUAAAUGCAAAUCAGAGUUGUUGUAAAAGCAGGGUUUCCGUGCAGCAUUGUUCUCCAGCAUCAAAAUUAGCUUUUUAUUUAACCUAAAAAUUAAACCGGUCCUUGCCUACCGCAA